Messenger RNA from Schistosoma intercalatum, 823 nucleotides. The record is from the annotation of a GenBank genome assembly. NCBI's taxonomy places the organism in Eukaryota, Metazoa, Platyhelminthes, Trematoda, Strigeidida, Schistosomatidae.
UAAAAAAGUGCGCUACAGGGAAGGGUUGUUUGUGAGUAUGAUAUUGUCGUUAUUAAUAAUGGCUUGGUACAAUCUAGAAUUCUCAGCACAAGCUUCCUCUAUACUGACGUUCUAACUGAAAGGUGUCAGAAUUUUCCCUUUACGUAACUGCAAUCUGUUGUUUCCACAAAUGCGAUUAAAAUCAGUUUCUACACAAUUAUAUCGCUAUUACACAUCUAGUUUUUGGAAAUUCUCCAACUAUCCUAGUAGAUGUUUGUAUACAUAUCCGUCAAGUACUCGCAGAGUCCUUUGGACGUUGAACACAAUCCAGCCUAAAAUCUUUUGUUGUUCAGACACUGUAACUAAUCCACAAUCAACACUGCCAGCUGCUGUCACAUCAGAUAACUCUGAAUUGUCAGAUGUUCAAGAUGAAAUUAAAGGAAAGAUGUACAUUGAAUUCACAUGCAAGAAGUGCGCUACUCGGUCAAGUAAAUAUUUUUCUAAGUUGGCUUAUGAAAAAGGCAUAGUUAUUAUUCGUUGUGACGGGUGCCAGAGUCUGCAUCUAAUUGCUGAUAACCUGGGAUGGAUUAAAGACAAACAUUGGAAAUUAGAGGAUUGCGUAAAGGUUAAUAAAAAAACAGUAUGUAUAGCUUAAAUGGACAUUUUAAGACAGAAACCACUGUGAUCAAGUUGAUUAAGCUUUACUUAUGUACAUCUGUAAGAACACACCAUCCAACAAGAUCAGUCUCCUCAGUCAAUGUAUCUUGAACUCAUGUUUACAUUGUACAGUGUAAAUAGAAUAAUAAUAAAAUCCCUGAAGUUUUGCUGAUUCUGAGCCAUAUCA